Molecule: messenger RNA, 1128 nt
Organism: Phytophthora nicotianae INRA-310
Lineage: Eukaryota; Oomycota; Peronosporomycetes; Peronosporales; Peronosporaceae
Exons: 2
Coding region: 1-1128 (375 amino acids)
Source: RefSeq, a predicted model, not a curated record
AUGGACUUACCCGACGCCUCUACUGGCAGCAGAAAGUUGGAUGAGGAGCAACGAGCUAAGAACCGACUCAUAGUUAAACGCUGCUAUUAUAAGAAACUGAACACGCUUAGUGAGCUCCGAGAUCAGGUUACGACUUUGGAAGCCGAGUACGAACGCCUUCUAGCGGUGCAUCACGAGCGAGAUGCACAGCCUUCAAGCGAUGCAGACCGAGACGAUACUGAUGCCAAUUUGCACAGAGCAUACGUACAGCUCGCUCAAAUGAAGAGUGCAUUGACUAAGGAGAACGCCGAAUUGAAACGGCUCGAGGCUGAGCACGCGAUGAUGGAGAAGCAGGUCGCACAGUUAACUUCUGUUCACAAUAAGGCUGUGGCUGCAGUUCGACAAGCCCAGGAGGAAAAACGCACCAACCCGAUGAUUGUUGUAAACUCAUUGACGCUAGAGCAGUGCAACAGCAUAGCGAGUACGGCGUAUGAGGAAGUCAUGGCCUUCCGACAGAGCAAAACGUGCUUUACAACGGGAACAAAUAUGUUCGGCUGGAGAGACCGACACAAACUACUCCCUGACAAGCUCAUGUUUUCGCUCGAGAAGAUUUUUCAUGGUCGAACAAUGGAAGAAGUAUCACAAGGCACAUGGCAGGUUCUUUCGCACCCAGCCUCGCUAAUGAGCAUGUACCCGCGCGACGUGAAGUCCCACUUCCACGUUACCCAGCGUCUCGACGACAACACGGUUAUCUACUACCACACCCUGGAGCGUGAAGACUCUGAAGUGCGAGCACGCGCUUUCAUAUUAGUGAUGCUUGUGAACCUUGGUAUUGCGGACCAAUGUAUGCUACUUUACAAAAGCCUCGAUCCUAAGUCGUAUCUACGACAGGAAGGAGAUUUACUGGUUCGCGAUCCUCGUGGACGGAAGAAGGUGGAGCCUCAGAAGGAAAAUGUCUGGAUGGAUUCGUUCAUUUGGGGCUUUUUCGAGCGUACGGGCGAGAACGGAGAACACUGUAAAGAUGAUUUUGGUGGAGUGAUACAGGGCACAGAGCUAGCAACUGCGGGCUGGUGGUGUCUUGAGAUUUUGCAGAUUGCCAUGCGCAUUGAAGCCCAAGUGAUAGGGCCACAGGCUCUCCUAGUGCAGUGA